CUGCUCUUUUUUGCUUUCUCCUGUACUCUAUCUUCGUUUUCUUUCUCGUUCUUCUUUAUAUUCUGCAUUUAGAAAUUGCUCCACACAAUGGACAACUACCACGCCUGCUCCCCGAUGAUCAACGAAUUUGAGGCCCGCAGAGCCGGUGCCUUCACCUCGCUCCCCAUCCGCAUGAACCGAUACAGCGAGAUCGCCACCAAGGCUGCCCAGGAUUUCGUGUGCAAGUGGAACUGCCACUUCGACGUGCGGUCUGACUAUCCCGGCUCCUCCCGCUUCUCGCAGAAGGAGAAUCCGCUGGUCAUGAUCAUUCCCGAGGCGCUGCCGGAGCGACUGGCGCCGGCGGCGUGUUUGGCUGAGAUGGCGCGGCUGCUUGAUGAUCUCUGCCGUCGGUUCGGAACGCAUAAUCGACACGAGGGAUUCGAGUUAUUGAACCGAUGCAUCGAGCAGUUCUCUGCUGCGUGCUCUUGUUCGUGCUCGGGGCCGUGCAGCAAGGGUCCAGGAGGCGGUCGUCACCACCCUCACCAUCAACAUCACCACCUGCAGCGAGUCAUCGAGGAGGUCUUCUCUGAGGUUUGCCGGGUGGAAUGCGAGCAUGGUGUGCAUCUGUUGGAGGUAUACCGGAAGGCGAUUAUUCGGGCACCGACGCCGCUGGACUGCAAGAAGAAGUUCGCGUUCGAAGCCUUCUGGCCUAUACUGGAGUUCGCUAUCGGGGUCCCUCUCUCGCACGUCGACCACAUGCUUCUGCAAGAGAUCAAGGAUGUCGCCGACGAGUGUCUCGCGUUGAACGAUGAAUACUGGAGCUGGACGGCAGGGUGUGCAGACCCCAAAGCAGGACGCAAUAUCAUCGACUGCUUGAUCCGCGUCGAGGGGCUGUCUGUUGACGCGGCACGGGAGAAGGUAAAGAGGAAGAUCGUCGAGCUUGAAGCCCGGUUCCUGUCGCUCAAAGAUAGCUUCUCCUGGCAGCAUCCGACCGAGUCGAUUCGUCUGCACCGCUGGAUCGAGGCCGUAGGCGCAGCCAUGGCCAACUAUAACUACUGGCGGGCCAGCCUCUCGUCUUCUCCCUGCUUCAGCAGCAGUAGCAGCUGCGGCAAGUCCGAGUGGACCGGCACGACGUCGACGACCCUGCUGGAUCGAGGCUCGAACCACCCAUGCGCUUCAUCUCCCAAUCUCAGCUACGGAGCCCACCACCACAACCACCACACCCUCGAAAACAAGACCAAGAACACCACGGCCCUAACCGCACCAACCAACUACAUCAGCUCGAUCGCCUCGACCCCAACGACCACAAUCCUGAACAUGAUCCCCGCCGCGCUGAACAGCUGGACCCGCGCCCCGGAGCCCACGCUCCACCACAUCCAUACGAUCUUCAGCAACCUGCACAACGCAACCCUGAUCCUAUGGGACAUCUUCACAGCCAGCCCGACGCGCCACAGCAGCCCAGCAACACACAUCGUCUUCGGCACCGCGCAAGCAACCAACAGCGCAUACUACGCCUUCACGCACGCCCUACAAUCGGUGCAGCACCAGCCGCACCUCUUCCGCAACCCACGGAACGCAACCACAAUCCUCACGGAAGGCCUCACACGACUCUUCACAGGCCAAAGCUGGGCCCUAAACUGGCAAUUCACAACACACACCCCGACCGAACCCGAAUACCUAGGUCUAAUCGACGACACGACGGGAGCGUUAUUCUCUAUCCUGGUCAAGCUCCUGCAGUCGGAAGCCCCUUGCCAACCACCACCCCACAGUAGCAAUCCCGGUAACAAAAACAACAGGGGAGACUCGCUGCUACACCUCACUAACCUCCUCGCGCGCUUCAUCCGCAUCCGCGAAGAGUACCUCUUCUUCACCUCGCCCCAAUCCCCUGCUGCCUCCUCCUCCUCCUCUACAGGCAAGACCUCAGCAGAAGGCAAGCUGGGGGGAUUCAGCUACUCGUACCCCGUCAUCCGGCUGCUGAAUUCCAGACCUGAAUGUCGUGCGCAGGUCGGUGCGCUGCUUUCGGCUUCGGCUUCUUUUCCGGGAGGUUUGUCGGGGAGGGAUACGCCUUCGUCGUCAUCGUCAUCAUGCUCUUGUUCGCCCUCCGCGGGUGGUAGUGGUGCAGGGUGUCAGGGUUUCAGUGCUUGCGCGGGUAGAAGUCCCCAGGUGAUGGGUGCCGGUGCCGGUAACUGUACCUCUGAAAUGAACUUCCCCGGUUUGGUGCACCUGCUACGUGAGGCUGGGGUAUUGGCUGCCACGAGAGAGUUUCUGCGUGAUAUGGAGGAGGAGAUUGAGCGGGAGGUGGGGAGGUUGGAGGCUGGGGUGUUUUGUGGGGAGACGAAUUCAUUGAUCAGGUUGGUGGUUGUGCGGUUGACCGUGCGGGGUUUUGUUUGAGUAUGCG
This is a messenger RNA of Aspergillus homomorphus CBS 101889, 2377 nucleotides long. RefSeq lists its product as uncharacterized. Gene Ontology annotation, biological process: isoprenoid biosynthetic process. Gene Ontology annotation, molecular function: prenyltransferase activity. NCBI's taxonomy places the organism in Eukaryota, Fungi, Ascomycota, Eurotiomycetes, Eurotiales, Aspergillaceae. The transcript has 3 exons. The record is from RefSeq and is a predicted model, not a curated record. Bases 88 to 2370 code for a protein of 760 amino acids.